CAAAAACAUUCCUAAAUAACUUUAACGACUACCCAUAUUCUUACCCGAUCUAAAAUCUCCGAAUAUUCGAUUGCACGGUCCUACAGAUGUUAUUCGCGCGUAACAGCACAUUUUGUUUCUCAUUUUCUCAAAACAAAACAAUUUGUGCCUAGCAAUGUAGUUUUUAUAAAGGCCGUAGAAUUUUGUUGCUUGACAAUGGAGGAAAUGUGCAGAGUUUGCAUGGGAAACUCCGGAGCACUCGCAAACAUUUUUGAUGAGACACACACAUGGGACACUUGCAUUGCUGACAUGAUAGCACAGUGUACUGGGUACGAGGUAAGGCGAGGCGAUUUACUAUCAGAGAACAUAUGUCCGCCUUGCCUUGAGGAUGCUGUAAAUGCAUUCAAUCUUAUAAAAACCUAUGAGCAGAGCCAUCAACUAUAUUUCCCAGUGAUGGAGGACGAUAUAGAAGAAGAUUUAUGCUAUAAUCUGGAAGACGAGAAAUGGCAAAUGUCAGCUAGUGGAAGUGAGCGGUCAAACCAUUUUAAAGCCGAGGCCAUGAUGUUCAAAUGUCCUCAUUGCCCGAUGAGUUUCAAACAAAAAUUCCAUCUGCAGAGACACGUACAAAUGCAUACAAAUGAACGACCCUACCAAUGUUCACACUGCUCAAAGUCCUUCAUCCAAAAAUCCAAUCUUGAAUCACAUACCCGAAAUCACACAGGUGAUCGACCAUAUCAAUGCUCUCACUGUACAAAGUCAUUUCAACAAAAGUCCCAUCUCCAAGUACACAACCGCACCCACACGGGGGAGCGACCCUACAAGUGCACUUACUGCUCCAAGUCCUUUACUCGAUCUGACAUUCUUCAGAGUCAUAUUCGAACGCACACUGGUUAUCGACCCUACAAAUGUUCGCUCUGCUCGAAGUCCUUUAUACAAAAUUCCGACCUCCAGGUACACAUCCGAACACACACCGGGGAGCGACCAUAUAAGUGCACUCUCUGUCCUAAGUCAUUUAAUCAAAACUACUAUCUUCAAAUGCACACCCGUACUCACACAGGUGAACUCUCGCCACACCAGUGUUCGUAUUGCUCGAAAUCUUUUAGCAAGAGAGGAAAUCUCUUGACUCACAUCAGGACGCACUCAGAUGAACGGCCCUACAAAUGUUCCUACUGCCCCGAAUCUUUUAAACUCAAAGGUAUUCUUAAAAGACAUACCCUUAUUCACACAAAGAACGUGUCAUCCUUCCCUCUUUCCGAAACCCUCGACAACAUAUCCGCAAGCACGCUGAGUGUCGACACUACAAUUUCUCCUGCUGCAACCCUAUAUAAUGAUCCUCUGUAAAGAUUUUUUAAUUACCUCAUAAUUAAAACAUAUCUAGCAAAAAAAAAAAAUUGUUUAUCAUAUUUAGCUGAGCUUUGGAAACAUCAUUAAUGAAUAUGAAGCAAAUCAAAAAAAGCGCUACCAUCCAGUUUAUAUGUAGAUCGAAAGUACCUUUUUCGGUAUUGCUAUCGAAACGGUAUUUUUUGAGUUGAAAAUUGAGCAGACGGUAUACAUACAUAUGUACGCUAUAUUGGUGUAUAAUGGCAUAUUUGAUAAAUUUCAUCAAUAUAUUACAUUUAAUUAUUAAAUGUAUAUUAAGGAAGAUAGGGUAUAGAAACUUCCAUUCGCAGGUUUUUCGCUACCAAAUCGUCCUCGCAGUACAUUCCAUACUCACUGUUGUCACCAUACAUACUGUUUUUGUUGAUCUUUUUUGUUUCAACUUUGUAUUAGACAAUAUAUAAUGAAAAUAAGUACUUAAAAUUAGCUAAUCUUGUAGAUCAGAGGGUUUUAGGUAGUCAGCAUUAUUCAACGGUAUACCAAAAUUGAGAAAUUGUUUGUCUAUUUUUUCUAAAACCCUUUUUUACGCAAAAUCCAAUAAAAGCUAGUAAUAAGAGUAAGGCAGUUAAGUAGAAAAUUGAUUCAUCAAUCCUAUAAAAAUAUGUGGGCAUAGCUAAAUAUUGCAUCUAGCUUGUAAUAUUCGACGGAACAUCAAAAUUGACCAAUAUGGUUUCCAAUCCUUGACGGAGAACGAUUAACCUGUUAUAAGCGAUAGGGGUAUUUCAAUUUUUCACCGAAAAUAAUGAACAUUUAAUAAUUUUAGCGCAGUUCAGGUGAAAGUUAGUGCUGUUAUUUUUAAGUUCAGAUGAAAGAUGGCAGGAAUCUACAACAAUAAGUUACAAUCGCAAGUAUUUUCAGCCAUUUACCUGAAGUAGUUAAACUAUUGAAAUAGAGGGCUGUGGAGUGGGCUAAGUUCGGUUUUUCAUCAUAACGAGACGCUACAUUGUUGUUGAGGAGCAAAAACAACAAUCGUCGCAUCAAGAAAACAAGUAAAGUAUUUAAAAAGAUCUAGUCAAGUAGAAAAUUGAUUCAUUAUUCGGAUAAAAUUAUGUGGGCAGCGCUGAGAGAUCUAUUUAGCUAGUAAUAUUUGACGGAAUAUUAGAAUCGAGGAAUAUUUAGAACAGAACUUGAAUUCGUCAGUAUAUUUACGGUAUGUUUUUAAAAUUGGACGGUAUAUUUUGGUAUAUUUCUGGAUUAUAUUUUAUCGACAAUCUGCUCACCAUUUUGGAAUUAAAAAAGUGGAGUGGGGACUUUGUCGCUUAUAAAAUUCGUUUAUCUGUGAAAAAGUGACUGCAAAAGUGUAAUUUUGUUGUGAUUAUUGAAGUAUAUUGAUUAAGAAA
Messenger RNA from Drosophila pseudoobscura, 2696 nucleotides. RefSeq names its product zinc finger protein 239-like. Lineage: Eukaryota; Metazoa; Arthropoda; Insecta; Diptera; Drosophilidae. Bases 196 to 1320 code for a protein of 374 amino acids. Gene Ontology annotation, molecular function: RNA polymerase II cis-regulatory region sequence-specific DNA binding; zinc ion binding; DNA-binding transcription factor activity, RNA polymerase II-specific. Gene Ontology annotation, biological process: regulation of transcription by RNA polymerase II. The record is from RefSeq and is a predicted model, not a curated record. The transcript has 2 exons. Gene Ontology annotation, cellular component: nucleus.